AUGGCAGACAGCCAAUCCGCAGAAGAUUUCUUCAGUGUCGCCGAACAGCUCCUCGACCGAGGCAUUGCCGCUCUCAAAGCGCUGAUCCCCAUCAUCUGGCUGCAGAGCAAGACGACGCCCAUCCAGUUCCUCGUCGGUGGCACCGUGGUGCUGCUCGUUUCGCUACUGCUCGGCAUCUCACCACCGCAGGACCCGGCCGAGCCGCCACUGAUCAAGCCGCGCAUCCCCGUCGUCGGGCACUUCUGGGGCCUGUUCCGGGGCCACGCGGCCUACUUCACGCGGCUAUACGACCGCACGAAGCUGCCCAUCGCCACGGUGACGGUGGGGCACCAGAAGCUGUACGUCAUCUACGACGGCGCGCUGCAGCAGGCGGCGCUGCGGGCCAAGGACAUGGACGCGCAGACGCUGAUGGUCGACGCCGUCGCGCUCAUCUUCGGCGUGCACCAGACCACCGUCGACACACUGCUCGGCCGCGACGGCGUGCACCCCAGCAUCAUGGCGCCUAUGGAGCACGUCUUCAAGCUCACGCUGCAGGGCGAAAACAUGAGCCGCCUCGCGCGCACCGCCCUGGGCGCCCUUGCUGACACCCUCAAUAGCGUCGACAACGCCGCCGGCGGCAUCCCCGUGCCCAACCUCUACCGCUGGCUGCAGACUCUCGUCAGCCAGACCACCUCCAAGGCCCUGUGGGGCGAGCACAACCCGUACCAGAAUGGGAGCUUGAUCAGCGCGCAGUGGGAAUUCGACGACAACGUCAGCCCGGUCAUGAUGCUCGGCAUAUUCCCAAGCCUGCUAGCGCGCAAAGCCCACCGAGCAAGGGUACGGAUCGCCGCGGCGCUGGAGCGGUACUUUUCGGCGCGGCACGACAGCGACAGCGACAGCGGCGCGAGCGCGUUCGUGCGCGAGCGGUCGCGGCUGCUGCGCAGCUACGGCGUCGACGACGGCGAGCUGGCGCGCAACGAGACGGCCAUCACGCUGGUUGCUACCAGCAACGCCGUGUCGACGCUGUUCUGGUGCCUCGCCGAGGUGUUUGCGCGCCCGGAUUUGCUGCGCGAUGUGCGCGCCGAGGCUGCGAGGGCUGUUAUUGUUACAGAGAGUGGCAGGGAUAGCCAAGAGACGGCGGGCAAGGGGCAGUGGCAGCGCGCCACGGUGCCGGCGGUCGGGCUCGAGGCGCGCGUGCCACUGCUGGCCAGCGCGUACCGCGACGCGAUACGGCUGGCGAGCCAGAGCGUAGCGUCGCGGCGGGUACUGCGCGACACGGUGAUCUUGGGCGGCGGCGGCGGCGGGCCCUCGUACCUGCUCAAGGCGGGCACCGACGUGUUCCUGCCGGCGAAGCAGGUGCACCGCGACCGGGCCGUGUGGGGCGACGACGCCGAGGCGUUCAACGCGCGGCGUUUUCUGUCACGCGCCCAGGGCGGCGACGCGUCCGACGACACGCUGCGCCUUCGCAAGGCCGCGUUCGUGCCCUUUGGCGGCGGCAAGCACCUGUGUCCCGGCCGCCACUUCGCCUUUGUCGAGAACCUGGCCACCAUGACUGCCCUGGCGCUUGGGUUCGAGCUCGACGGGCUUGACGCGGUGCGGCUGGACAUGGCCGAGUCCAAGCGCGGCGAGACGGCCAAGCCGGUGCCUGGCAUGGCUGGGGGGCCUGUGGUGCUGCGCCGGCGGAAGGGCUGGGAGCAUGUUGUUUGGGAGUUUUCUUGCUGA
Molecule: messenger RNA, 1701 nt
Organism: Lasiosphaeria miniovina
Lineage: Eukaryota; Fungi; Ascomycota; Sordariomycetes; Sordariales; Lasiosphaeriaceae
Product: cytochrome P450
Exons: 2
Coding region: 1-1701 (566 amino acids)
Molecular function (GO): heme binding; monooxygenase activity; iron ion binding
Source: RefSeq, a predicted model, not a curated record